Messenger RNA from Sus scrofa (pig), 11411 nucleotides. RefSeq names its product cubilin-like. The record is from RefSeq and is a predicted model, not a curated record. NCBI's taxonomy places the organism in Eukaryota, Metazoa, Chordata, Mammalia, Artiodactyla, Suidae. Gene Ontology annotation, molecular function: calcium ion binding.
AGGGCAAAGAAGAAAGAAAUGAAAAGUUGCAAGACGUUCUCCAGGUCAAAGUCCAUCUGCCUGGCUUGUUUUCCCCAAACUCCCAGACUCAUUAGGUUGGAGAGGCCUCCUUCCUACCUGACAACUGAAGAGGUUGGUGAGGAAGAUGUCCUUACUUUUCCUCUGGAGUUUGGUUAUUUUCUUGACGUUUGCUGAAUCAUAUGGUGAAGCUGGAGGACCCGAGCUGCAGAGACAUAAAAGAAAUACUGAGCUCCAACAGCCUCGAAUGGCUGCAGAGAGGGGCAAUUUAGUGUUUUUUACUGGAUUGGCUCAAAACAUUGAAUUUAGAACUGGAUCCCAGGGGAAGAUUAAAUUAAACGACGAAGAUGUUGGUGAAUGUUUACGUCAGAUCCAGAAAAACAAAUUUGACAUUAUGAAUUUAAAAAGAGGUAUAAUUGGUCUGCCUCAAAAUGUUUCUAGUCAAAUCCAUCAGCUUGAGUCCAAGCUAGUGGAUCUUGAGAGAAGAUUUCAAAGCUUACAGCUGACUGUUGACGGGAAAGUUUGCAGCAGCAAUCCCUGCCAGAACGGUGCAACUUGCCUCAACCUCCACGAUUCCUUUUUUUGCAUUUGCCCCUCACAGUGGAAGGGUCCUCUGUGUUCAGAUGAUGUUAACGAAUGUGAGAUUUACUCGGGAACACCCUUGGGCUGCCAGAAUGGAGCCACGUGUAUAAAUACACCAGGGAGUUACAGUUGUCUCUGCUCGCCUGAGACCCACGGCCCCCAGUGCGCCUCCAAAUAUGAUGACUGCGAAGGGGGCUCGGAGAUGCGUUGCGUGCACGGCAUCUGCGAGGACCUGACCCGAGUGCAGGCUGGAGAGCCCAGGUUCCGCUGCAUCUGCCACGCUGGGUGGACGUCCCCAUCGAACAGCACGGCCUGCACGCUGGACAGAGACGAGUGCAGCUCCUGGCCUGCACCUUGUUCAGCGCUUGUGCCGUGUUUCAACACCCUGGGCUCCUUCUACUGCGGGGCCUGUCCGACAGGCUGGCAAGGAAAUGGAUACAUUUGUGAAGAUAUCAAUGAAUGUGAGAUAAAUAAUGGCGGUUGUUCUGUGGCUCCACCUGUUGAGUGUGUCAACACACCUGGAUCUUACUACUGUCCUUCCUGUCCACCAGGCUACCAGGGUGAUGGAAGAAUGUGCACACUCAUAGACCUCUGCUCGGUCAAUAACGGAGGCUGCCACCCCCACGCGGCCUGCUCCUUGAUUCUAGGUUCUUUGCCCCUCUGCACGUGUCUCCCUGGAUAUACCGGAAAUGGUUAUGGGCUCCAUGGAUGUGUGCCCCUCAGUAACGUUUGCCUCACUCGCCCCUGUUUACACGGACAAUGCAUGGAAACAGCCUCUGGUUAUGUUUGUAAUUGUGACUCGGGUUGGGCUGGUAUGAACUGCACCGAAAACAUCAACGAGUGUCUGAGCAACCCCUGUUUGAAUGGCGGGACCUGUGUUGAUGGCAUUAAUGCUUUCAGUUGCGAAUGCACCCGUUUCUGGACGGGAUCCCUCUGUCACCUUCCCCAGCAAGUUUGUGGAGGGACCAUGUCAGAUGUGAGCGGAAGUUUCAGCUACAUGAGCCCUGAUGUUGGUUAUGUUCAUGAUGUUGACUGCUUCUGGGUUCUCCGAACUGAAGAGGGAAAGGUGCUGCGUAUCACUUUCACUUUUUUCCAAUUAGAAUCAGUGGACAAUUGUCCACAUGAGUUUCUUCAGAUUCACGAUGGCGAUUCGCCUGCUGCAUUUCCACUGGGAAGGUUCUGUGGCUCCAGCCCCCCUCAUGAACUCCUCAGUAGUGACAAUGCCCUCUAUUUUCAUUUCUUUUCUGAACAUUUAAGAAAUGAGAGAGGCUUUACAAUCAGAUGGGAAACACGGCAACCAGAGUGUGGAGGUGUCCUGACCGGGACUUACGGUUCUCUUAAGUCUCCAGGAUAUCCCGGAAAGUAUCCCCCAGGAAGAGAUUGUGUGUGGAAAGUGAUAGCCAGUCCCGAUCUCCUGAUAACAUUUACUUUUGGGACCUUGAGUCUGGAGCACCAUGAUGAUUGCCGCAAAGAUUACCUUGAGAUUCGAGAUGGCCCUUUGCAUCAGGACCCCGUUCUUGGGAAAUUCUGCACCAGCCUCUCUGUCCCACCACUCCAGACUACAGGUCCCUUUGCCAGAAUUCAUUUCCAUUCCGACAACCAGAUUAAUGACCAAGGGUUUCACAUCACCUACUUGACAACACCUUCCGACCUGCAUUGUGGAGGGAACUUCACAGACCCAGAGGGUCUUCUCUCUCCUGACUUGUCUGGACCUUUCACGCACAGCAGACAAUGCAUCUAUGUCAUAACGCAGCCCCUGGGAGAGCAAAUCCAGGUCAACUUCACCCACGUGGAGCUGGAAGGCCAGAGUGGCUGUUCUCAGAGUUACAUUGAGGUUCGAGAUGACCAAACCCUACUUGGAAAAGUCUGUGGCAAUGAAACCCCCUCUCACAUUAAAUCCAUUACUAAUAGUAUCUGGAUCAGGCUUAAAAUAGAUGCUUCUGUUGUAAGAGCUAGUUUCGGAGCUGCUUAUCAAGUCGCUUGUGGGGGUGAAUUAACUGGAGAAGGGGUCAUUCGCUCGCCCUUUUAUCCUAAUGUGUAUCCGGGAGAAAGGAUCUGCAGGUGGACCAUCCACCAACCCCAAAGCCAAGUAGUUCUUCUCAACUUCACCGCCUUUGAAAUGGGAAGUUCUGCCCACUGUGAUACAGAUUAUAUUGAGAUUGGUAGCAGUCCCGUCUUGGGUUCUCCUGAAAAUAAAAAGUAUUGUGGCACAGACAUACCUUCGUUUAUAACAUCCGUGUAUAAUUCUCUUCAUGUCGUAUUUGUGAAAAGUUCUUCUACUGAAAAUCAUGGUUUCAUGGCUAAAUUUAGUACCGAGGCUUUGGCAUGUGGAGAAAUUCUUACAGAGUCAUCAGGAAUAAUUCAAAGUCCUGGCCAUCCAAAUAUCUACCCCCAUGGUGUUAACUGUACCUGGCAUAUAUUAGUACAACCUGGUCACCUGAUUCAUCUGGAAAUCAGGCAAUUUCACCUGGAGUUUCAUUAUAAUUGCACCAGGGACUAUCUAGAAAUUUAUGACACUGUUUCUGAUACAUCUCUUGGAAGAUACUGUGGAAAAUCCAUCCCACCCUCUCUUACCAGUAACACCAACUCUUUAAAGCUUAUAUUUGUGGCUGACGCUGACCUUGCUUAUGAAGGCUUUGUAAUAAACUAUGAAGCAACUGAUGCAUCAGCAGCGUGCUUGGAAGACUAUACAGACGAAUCUGUUUUCACUUCUCCAAACUUCCCCAGUAAUUACCCCAAUAAUAUGGAAUGCAUUUAUAGGAUAACUGUGGAAACCAGCCAACAGAUUGCACUGCAUUUCACAGACUUCUCCUUGGAGGAGCCCAUUGGUGGAGCAUGUGCAGCAGAUUAUGUGGAAAUCACUAAUGGAGGCUACGCAUCUUCACCGCCCCUGGGAAAAUAUUGUGGUUCAAAUCCACCUCCAAGAAUCAUCUCCCACAGUAACAAACUUUGGUUAAAAUUUAAGAGUGACUUCUUUGGCUCAGGGCCCGGAUUUUCAGCUUAUUGGGACGGAUCACUAACAGGGUGUGGGGGCAACCUCACCACCCCCACUGGCACGUUCACGUCUCCCAACUACCCAAUGCCUUACUACCACAGCUCCGAGUGCUUCUGGUGGUUGAAGUCCAGUCACGGCAGUCCCUUUGAACUGGAAUUCAACGACUUCCAUUUGGAGUAUCAUCCGAAUUGCACUUUAGAUUAUCUGGAUGUAUAUGAUGGGUUAAGUACCAGCUCUCAUUUGCUAACUCGACUUUGCGGAAAUGAGAAACCACCUCUUAUCCGUUCCACUGGAGACAGCAUGUCUUUAAAACUGAGGACAGAUGAAGGUCAGCAAGGAGGUGGCUUCCUGGUUAAAUACCAGCAGACAUGUGAUAAUGUGGUGAUUGUGAAUCGAACCUAUGGCAUCUUAGAGAGUAUACAUUAUCCAAAACCUUAUUCUGUCAAUCAGCGCUGCAACUGGACCAUCCAAGCAACAGCUGGAAACACAGUGAACUAUACGUUUUUGGCAUUUGAAUUGGAAAGUCACGCAAACUGCUCCACCGACUAUUUAGAGCUCUACGAUGGCCCACAGCGGAUGGGGCGCUUCUGUGGAGCAGUCAUUCCACCAUCCGGGAGCACCACAGGCUCCAGGCUUCAAGUGCUGUUCCACACCGACGGGGUUGGCCAAGGAGAGCGAGGGUUUCAGAUGCAGUGGCUCGUCCACGGUUGUGGUGGAGAGCUGUCUGGCGAUACUGGCACCUUCAGUAGUCCUGGCUACCCUGUGGGGUACCCCGCCAACAAGGAGUGUAUCUGGUACAUUCACUCCUCCCCCGGGAGUAGCAUUCAGCUCACCAUCCACGACUUCGAUGUGGAAUAUCACGCAACUUGCAACUUCGACGUCCUGGAGAUCUAUGGAGGCCCUGACUUCCACUCUCCCAGGAUAGCCCAGCUUUGUGUGCAGAGAUCAGCUGAGAACCCCAUGCAGGUCUCCAGCACUGGGAAUGAGCUGGCCCUCCGAUUCAAGACCGACAGCUCUGUAAACGGGCGAGGCUUCAACGUCUCCUGGAGAGCAGUCCCUGGAGGUUGUGGUGGCAUUUUCCAGGCUCCCAGUGGAGAGAUUCAUUCUCCAAAUUACCCCAGUCCUUAUAGGAGCAACACUGAGUGUACCUGGCUCAUUCAGGUGGAAAAAAAUCACCGUGUUCUCCUGAACUUCACAGACUUCGACCUUGAACCCCAGGACUCUUGUAUCAUGGCAUUUGACGGUUUAAGCUCUGCAACCGCCCGCCUGGUCGGCGUGUGUGGAAGGCAACAGCUGAGCAACCCCAUCAUCUCUACAGGAAGCAGCCUCUUUGUGCGAUUUCAGUCUGGCCCUUCCAGACAGAGCCGGGGCUUCCGAGCUCAGUUUCGACAAGCCUGUGGCGGCCACAUCCUCACCGACUCCUUCGAUACCAUCUCCUCUCCACGGUUCCCUGCCAGCUACCCAAACAAUCAGAACUGCAGCUGGAUCAUCCAAGCUCAGCCUCCGUUCAAUCAUAUCACCCUCUCCUUCAGCCACUUUGGGCUUGAAAGCAGCAGCACAUGUACCCGGGACUUUGUAGAAAUUUUGGACGGCAGUCACAGUGAUGCGCCCCUGCGAGGCCGCUAUUGUGGCUCCUCCAUGCCCCAUCCCAUCACUUCCUUCGGCAAUGCCCUGAUGCUGAGGUUCGUCUCAGAUUCUUCAGUGAAUUUUGAUGGUUUCCAUGCUACCUAUGUGGCAUCAACAUCAGCUUGUGGUGGAAUCUUCCACAUGGCUGAAGGCAUCUUCAACAGCCCUGGCUACCCAGAAGUUUAUCCCUCUAAUGUGGAAUGUGUUUGGAAUAUUGCCAGUUCCCCUGGCAACCAGCUCCAGCUGUCUUUUAUAACUUUCCAGUUAGAGGAUUCUCGGGACUGUAGCAGAGAUUUCGUGGAGAUCCGGGAAGGAAACGCCACGGGUCGCUUGGUGGGAAGAUACUGUGGAAAUGUCCUCCCCCUUAAUUAUUCGUCCAUCAUUGGGCAUGACCUGUGGAUCAAAUUUGUCUCUGAUGGCUCAGGCAGUGGUGUUGGCUUCCAGGCUGCAUUUAAUAACAUAUUUGGCAAUGAUCAUAUUGUGGGAACUCAUGGGAAAGUCGCCUCUCCCUUAUGGCCUAGAAAUUACCCUCACAACUCCAAUUACCAAUGGAUCGUGAAUGUGAAUGAAUCUCAAGUUAUCCAUGGUAGAAUCUUGGAGAUGGACGUUGAAGGAACAUUUAACUGCUAUUAUGACAAGUUAAGGAUUUAUGAUGGGGCUGACAUUCAUUCCCGCCUGAUUGGAACCUACUGUGGUGCCCAGACUGAAUCUUUUAGCUCCACUGGAAGUUCCUUGACGUUUCAGUUUUCUUCUGACUCUUCAAUCUCAGGGAGAGGAUUCCUUCUGGAGUGGUUUGCAAUGGAUGCCUCUGAUGGGCCUUUACCUACCAUUGCUACAGGUGCUUGCGGUGGGUUCCUGAGGACAGGGGAUGCGCCCGUCUUUCUUUACUCCCCGGGCUGGCCUGGGAGCUACAGUAAUGGUGCCGACUGCAUGUGGCUGAUCCAGGCUCCGGAUUCUACGGUGGAACUCAACAUCCUUUCCCUGGACAUUGAAUCUCACAGGACAUGUGACUAUGAUAAACUUGUGAUAAGAGAUGGAGACAACAACAUGGCCCAGGAGCUAGCAGUUCUCUGUGGCAGAGAGAUCCCUGGCCCCAUCCGAUCUACGGGAGAGUACAUGACGAUCCGGUUCACCUCAGACUUCAGUGUAACCCGGGCGGGCUUUAACGCAUCCUUUCACAAGAGUUGUGGUGGCUACUUGCACGCAGACAGAGGAAUCAUCACGUCGCCCGGGUAUCCAGAAGCCUACACUUCCAACCUCAACUGCUCUUGGCACGUCCAGGUCCAGCAGGGUCUGAGCAUCGCUGUCCAUUUUGAACAGCCCUUCCAGGUGUCAAAUAGAGAUGCCUUUUGCAACCAAGGGGAUUAUCUGGUGCUGAAAAAUGGACCUGAUAUCUAUUCUCCACCCUUGGGGCCCCACGGAGGCAAUGGUCGUUUCUGUGGCAGUCGCCCUUCGUCCACUCUGUUCACCUCAGACAAUGAACUGUUUGUUCAGUUUAUCUCUGAUAAUAGCAACGAAGGGCAAGGAUUUAAGAUCACAUAUGAGGCAAAGAGUUUAGCCUGUGGGGGCAACAUUUACAUCCAUGAUGCAGAUUCAUCAGGUUACGUGGCCUCCCCCAACCACCCUGACAACUAUCCCCAGCAUGCCGACUGCAUUUGGGUUAUAGCAGCCCCUUCUGGAAGGCCCAUAAGACUGGAGUUUGAAGAUCAAUUCAGUAUCGAAAUAACACCCAACUGUACAUCCAGUUACCUUGAGUUGCGAGAUGGAGCUGAUUCAAAUGCACCAGUACUUGCCAAGUUUUGUGGAACAUCUUUGCCGCCCAGUCAGUUGUCCUCGGGGGAGGUGAUGUAUUUGAGAUUCCGGUCUGACAACAGCCCCACUCAUGCAGGAUUCAAGGCCAAGUAUUCUAUAGCCCAGUGUGGGGGAACAGUGACGGGGCAAAGCGGUGUCAUUGAAAGCAGCGGCUACCCAGCACUGCCAUAUGCAAACAACUUGUUCUGUGAGUGGCGUCUCCAGGGGCUCUCGGGACAUUAUCUCACCAUCCAUUUUGAAGACUUUAACCUUCAGAAUUCAUCUGGCUGUGAGCGAGACUUUGUGGAGAUCUGGGAAAACCAUACCUCUGGUAAUUUAUUGGGCAGAUACUGUGGAAAUACUGUUCCUGACAGCAUAGACACUUCCGGCAAUGUUGCUUUGGUCCGAUUUGUCACGGAUGGUUUUCUCACUGCCUCGGGAUUCAGGCUACGGUUUGACUCUAGCAUGGAAGGGUGCGGUGGGGAUCUCCAGGGCCCUACAGGAACGUUUACUGCCCCCAACUACUUGAACCCCAACCCUCACGGCUGGAUGUGUGAGUGGAGAAUCACUGUGCAGGAAGGAAGACGGGUCACCCUGACUUUGAACGACCUGAGACUGGAAGCCCAUCCAUUCUGCAAUAGUGAGCAUGUGGCAGUGUUUAACGGCAUCAGAAGUAACUCACCCCAGCUAGAGAAACGAUGCAGUAGCGUGAAUGGCAGCAACGAGAUCAGAUCUUCAGGGAAUACAAUGAAGGUUGUGUACUUCACUGAUGGGUCCAGGCCGUAUGGAGGCUUCACCGCCUCCUACACAUCCAGUGAAGAUGCAGUGUGCGGUGGGUCCCUCACAAAUUCCCCUGAAGGAAACUUCACUUCUCCUGGCUAUGAUGGCACCAGAAAUUACUCAAGAAACCUCAACUGCGAAUGGACCCUCAGCAAUUCAAAUCAAGGAAAUUCCUCCAUUUACAUCGAUUUUGAGGAUUUUUACCUAGAGAGUCACCAAGACUGUCAGUUUGAUGUCCUGGAGUUCCGAGUGGAUAAUGCUGAUGGGCUUCUGAUAUGGAGACUUUGUGGAUCUUCAAAACCUACUAUGCCGUUGGUUAUACCUUAUCCUCAGGUGUGGAUACACUUUGUCACCAACGAACGUGUAGAACACAUUGGAUUCCGUGCACGCUAUUCCUUUACAGACUGUGGUGGAAUACAGAUCGGGGACCAUGGAGUUAUCUCAAGCCCCAACUAUCCAGCCUCUUAUGAUAGCUUGACCCACUGUUCUUGGUUGUUGGAAGCCCCGCAAGGCCACACCAUCACUCUGACUUUCAGUGAUUUUGACAUUGAAGCCCAUGCAAGCUGUGCUUGGGACUCUGUCACUGUCAGAAAUGGUGGUUCUCCUGGAUCACCCAUAAUAGGACACUACUGCGGAAGUUCAAACCCCAGGACAAUCCAGUCUGGAUCCAACCAGCUAGUGGUGAUUUUUAACACAGACAGCUCAGUGCAAAAUGGUGGAUUUUAUGCUACCUGGAACACGGAGACUUCAGGUUGCGGUGGCAUAUUGCAUUCAGAUACUGGUACGAUCAGAUCCCCUCACUGGCCUCAGAAUUUCCCCGAGAACAGCAGAUGUUCCUGGACCGUCAUCACGCACCCAAGUAAACACUUGGAGAUCAGCUUUGACAACAACUUCCUAAUCCCCAGUGGUGACAGCCAGUGUCUGAACAGCUUUGUGAAGGUGUGGGCGGGCACUCAGGAGGCGGACAAGGACCUGUUGGCCACGAGCUGUGGGAACGUGUCCCCUGGUCGCAUCAUUACGCCCAGAAAUGCCUUCACUGCUGUGUUCCAGUCUCAGGAGACGCCAGCUCAGGGCUUUUCUGCAUCCUUCCUAAGCCGAUGUGGAAGGAAUUUCACUAACCCUUCAGGUUACAUUGUUUCUCCAAACUACCCAAAGCAAUACGACAACAACAUGAACUGCACCUACAUCAUCGAGGCCAGCCCUCUGUCUGUGAUCCUCUUGAAGGUGGUGUCUUUCCAUCUGGAAGCUCGCUCCACCGUGUCAGGAAGCUGCGACAGCGACGGCGUGCACAUCAUCCGAGGUCACAGCUUAUCCUCCACGCCCCUGGUGACCCUGUGUGGGGAUGAGGCCCUGUCUCCUGUCACCAUCUCCGGGCCGGUGCUGCUUAACUUCUACUCGAAUGCACAUACCACAGAUUUUGGAUUCAAGUUUUCCUAUAGGAUAACCCCCUGUGGUGGCACGUUCAACCUCUCCUUUGGAAUCAUCAAGAGCCCUUCCUAUUCCUAUUCCAACUACCCUAACGAUAUGCACUGUCUGUAUACCGUCACCGUCAGAGACGACAGAGUGAUCCAGCUCAAGUUCAAUGAUUUUGACCUGGUUCCCUCCACUUUCUGCUCUCAAGACUACCUGGAAAUUUACGAUGGUUCUAACAUCAGUGACCCCCUUCUUGGCAAAUUCUGUGGUUCCACACUUCCGCCAAAUGUGAAGAGCAGCAAUAAUACUAUGUUCCUGGUGUUCAAGACAGAUUCAGUUCACACUGCAAGAGGUUGGAAGAUAUCUUUCCGGGAGACAUUGGGGCCGCAGCAAGGAUGCGGUGGUUAUCUGACAGGUUCAACUCACACGUUUGGCUCUCCUGAUUCUGAUUCAAAUGGGAGAUACGACAAGAAUUUGAACUGCAUCUGGUUCAUCACCGCCCCUGUAAACAAACUAAUCAAACUCACCUUCAGCACCUUUGCUCUGGAGGCAGCAACGAGUUUGCAGAGAUGCAUUUACGAUUAUGUCAAGUUAUAUGAUGGGGAUAGUGAAAAUGCCAACCUGGCAGGAACAUUUUGUGGUUCCACCGUACCUGCUCCCUUCAUCUCUUCUGGAAACUUUCUUACAGUUCAGUUUGUCAGUGACUCAUCUUUAGAAAGGGAAGGAUUUAAUGCUACCUAUACCCUCCUGGACAUGCCUUGUGGCGGAACAUAUAAUGCAACUUGGACCUCACAAAGUAUUUGGUCCCCCAGUUCCUCAGACCCAGAUGUCCCACUGACCACCUGCACUUGGGUCAUCGAAGCGCCUCUGCAUCAGCAAGUCGAGAUAACCGUGUGGACAUUUCAGCUGCACUCACAGGACUGCGACCAGAAUUACUUAGAGUUUCGGGACCCCCCAGAGAGAAAUGGAAAUCCAGGAAUUCGGUUCUGUGGCAGAAAUGCUUCAGCUGUACCCACGUUUUAUUCUUCCCUGAGCACCGCGAUCAUCAUUUUCAAGUCUGAAGUUUUCAACACAGACUCUAGAGUGGGUUUUACCUACCGGAUUGCAGGCUGCAGCCGCGAGUACCAGAAGGCGUUCGGCCGCCUCCGGAGCCCCGGCUGGCCGGCCGGCUACGCCAGCGACGCGGACUGCGCCGUCGUCCUCAGGGCCCCCCAAAACCACACCAUCUCCCUUUUCUUCCACGCCUUCGGCCUCGAGGACUCCGGCGGAUGCACGCGGGACUUCUUGGAGGUAAGAAAUGGAAGCGAGAGCACUUCGCCACUGCUUGGCAAGUACUGUGGGACUCUGCUGCCAAAUCCCAUUUUCUCUCAGAGUCGUGACCUGUACCUGCGGUUUAAGAGCGAUAGUGCAACUUCGGGUCGUGGCUAUGAAAUCAUCUGGACCUCAUCACCCUCUGGCUGUGGCGGGACUCUUUAUGGAGACAGCGGCUUGGUCACCAGCCCUGGCUAUCCCGGCACUUACCCCAACCACACUCACUGCGAAUGGGUCAUCAUUGCUCCUGGUGGAAGACCUGUCACUGUCAGCUUUUCCUUUAUCAGCAUUGACGACCCCGGAGAGUGUGUCCAGAACUACCUCAUGCUCUACGAUGGACCUGAUGCAAAUUCUCCAUCCUCUGGACCAUACUGUGGCGCAGACACGGACGUAGCUCCCUUCGCGGCCUCCUCCCAUCGGGUCUUCAUCAGGUUUCACGCCGAGGCGGCGGCCCGGCCGUCGGCGCUCCGCUUGACCUGGGCCAGCUGAAUGGCCUGGGGCGGCCCUGGUUCGUCCCGCGGGGGCCGGGCCCUCAGACCUCAGGCUGGACAGAAUUCUGCCGCCCUGAUCCCUGACCCCCUAGCCUGUGCCACGGAGAAGAACGUGUGUGCUGUUCAUCAAAGUUGGGGAAUCAGUGUUUGUGUGUACUUUUUGAACGUGGGAUGUAGCUUCUUUAGUCUCAUACUUUGAGCCAGAAUUGUCUAAAACCCCUUUAAGAGUUGGAAAUGAGUAUGGCUUAUGUGCGGUACAUUUCCAAAAGUUAAUUAAACAGGACAAGUACGAUGUUCAGGGUCAGUGUCAAAUCGGGGGUGAUAAACUGUUGAAAUUAAGCCAUGAUGCUGCGUUUAUGUUUUUUUUAACUCAUUAAAAUUUGUCUUUCACUAUGGGGUAUGUA